Messenger RNA from Verticillium alfalfae VaMs.102, 3534 nucleotides. RefSeq names its product MAP kinase kinase kinase wis4. The coding region runs from base 1 to 3534 and encodes 1177 amino acids. The record is from RefSeq and is a predicted model, not a curated record. Gene Ontology annotation, biological process: protein phosphorylation. NCBI's taxonomy places the organism in Eukaryota, Fungi, Ascomycota, Sordariomycetes, Glomerellales, Plectosphaerellaceae. Gene Ontology annotation, molecular function: ATP binding; protein kinase activity. The transcript is spliced from 3 exons.
AUGCCGUCCGAGCACUCCCCCCGCAAUGUGCGCUUCUCCAACGGCGAGGAAGACGCACGCGCCGAGCUCAUGAAGUCACCACGAUCCUCCACCAUCGCAGUCCUCGAGUCCAGCAAUUCCCUUUCCUCCGCCGAAUCCCCCAACGAUGAUCCUCACGCCGCCGAACGCCACGACGAACUGCCAGCCCUCUCCGUAUACGACCCGGUCCACGCCGGCUCCAUGACCUCUCUCGUCCAGACGGCCCUCACCAAUGGGACCAGCAGAAGCAUGCGGUCGUCGACGGGGGACCUCAACGGCGGCCAUUACGUUGCCGUCAACGGCAGCUCCCUCAAAUCCAGCAUCAGGCCCGGCGGUCCUGCGAGAACACCUUCGAGCACAUAUGCGCCCCAGAGGCGGCCCCAACCGGCGCCGUCAUUCACCGAGUCGGUCCGCAGCUCUCGCUCACGGCCCCGUCCGAGCGAGCGCUUCCGCCAGCAGGAGAGAGCCUACGUGCAGCGUCUGAGGCAAGACUACGGCGACGGCUAUCCCUUCGACGGCUACACCAACGGCAUGAACCAGGGCGAUUCCGACUCGGAAGGCGAGACGCCCUCGUCCGAAGGGCCCUACGAAGAUCGAUAUGAGCAGGAGACCAUCAUGUUCUACGGCAACGACGACCUGCAACCCACCGACGAGGACGUCAAGGACCCCGCAAACCGUGAGCGACUCGAGUGGUACGGCAUGUUGGAGGCCGUCCUCACCGGCGACGUCGUGCGCCAGGAGAAGAAGCGCUUGAUCGGCUCUGGCGAGCCGGCCGUCGGCGAGUCGGCCCAGAAGAACGAGCUGUGGCUGGGCAUCCGGUCCAAGGUCUGCGGCCGCCACCUUUCUGUCCAGAAGCGAAUGGUCGAAGAGGCACGCGGCGCCCUCGGCCGCACACUCGACGACAUCAUCAACUUCUCCGUCAAGGGCGAGAGCGAGGUCGGAAAGCCACCGCACGAACAGGUCAAAGACAUUGUCGAGAGGAUCGACAAGUGCGAGAGCCUCUAUCCGUCCUGGUCCGCCCUCGUGGCCGAACACAGUUCGGCCAAGUCGCCUCUGUUCGAGGAGGCCUACGAGUCCAUCGUCUCGUGGCACAACACGAACGAACUCAUCGCCAUUGAGCUCGCCAUUCUCAAAAAGUGGGUGGGCAACGAUGACCUGGACUUUUCUCGGACACGCCAGCGCUCUCCCGUCGGCAACGGCAUCCCCGACGAGACCUCGUUCCUCGACCGACUCAUGAAGGAAGACGGCCUCAAGUCGCUCUACGACGAGGACCGCAACGACGACAAGCACAAGGUCGUCCAGAAAGGCAUGCUCGCCGGCAUCUCCACCGUCAUCAACAAGUCGAAGGAGACGCUGAUCCGGAACUUUGCCGCUUUCCAGAAACGCCACCUUCCGCCGUACAUCGAGGAGCUUCUGACCCUCAUCAGCUUCCCGUCCCGCCUCAUCGAGGAGAUCAUCAAGAUGCGACUCGCCUACGCCAAGAAGGUGAAGGAGUCGGCGCAGCAGAACUCGCUGAUGCAGGACCAGAUGAUCUCGCAGUUCCAGACGCUGCUCCAGCUGGCCAUCCGCAUCAAGCUCGAAUACCUGGCCAUCGCCCAGCCAGAACCCGGCUGGGACCUUCCUCCCAUGAUCGAUGACUCGUUUGAUCAGGUCGUCUUGGAUGCCCUGAAAUAUUACUUCAAGAUGCUCAACUGGAAGCUGAGCGGCAACAAGAACACGUUCAAGGAGGCCGAGCUGCUGUUCGCGGAGUGGGGCUUCGGCAACGAGAUCGGAAGCCACCUGCAGGGUGGCAAUGUCGAAGUCGCCGAGCAGUUCAGCUCUCUGACCUUCAAAGCCCUCAACCGACUGAGCAUCACCUUUGAGAGAGAGCUGCAGGUCAAGCCGAGGGAAACCGUGGCCGAGAUGAGCAAGCGAUACAAGCAAUGUCUCGACUCGGUGCGGGUGCGUCAGCGCAUGCUGCAACGGUUCUCGAGAAUGUUGAGCGACAACUACGAGAAUGCGUCCGACUUCAGCAUAGCAUACACACCAGACAAGCUGCGCGAGUUUUACGACAGACUCAUCACGUCUGGCCACGUCCAAGUGUUUACCGACCUGUACGAGCAGGAGGGCAUCUUCAUCAUCGCUUCCUCCUCCCUGGCUGAGCGACAGGAGGACAUCCAGUCGAUACUCGGAUUCACUUCGGCCGACCAGUUCCUCGACGAUGGCAGCGACCCGUAUCUGCUGAUCCUCCGACCGGAAGACCCGCCUCACUGGUUCGGUGAUGUCGUUCCCUUGGCUGUCCGGGAGCGGAACAUUGACCUCAAAAAGGGCCAUGUGCGCCUCGUCGCUGCUGGCACAGAGGCACGUCUGGCCAGUGCGCGGAGAGCGUUCCUCGAGUCUGUCGACAUGCAUGUCGAUCUCGUUGUCGAGUCGCGGUCCAAUCUUCACAAAGUCAACACGAGGUUGAUGGAGAUUCGCCGCGUCGCCUACAAGCUGUCCAACAACUUCAUGGACAGCGUGGAGACGAUUCGCAAGCAGACAGUGGGCAAGGACUGCCAGGAGCUCAUCCAGACAUGCUUCAUCUUCGCGACCGAGUUUGGUCAGCGGUCCCUUCUCUACAUGGACAGCAACAGGAAACAGAUGAACAACCUCAAGCUGACCAAACUCGCGCUGGACUGGGUGUCGUUCAUCUGCGACGACUGCAUCGCGUCCGACCGCAAGACGGACCGCUGGGCCGUGCUUGCCCUGGAAUUCGCCAUGAGCAUGACCAGGGGCCGCUUCAAUUCUCGCGCUGGGCGAAGAACGAUAUCCUACUACGGCAUCGAAGUCCACCGCGAUCGCGUCUACAUCUUCAUGGAGUUCUGCGACGGAGGCUCCCUCGCGAACCUUUUGGAACACGGCCGCAUCGAGGACGAGCAGGUCAUCAUGGUCUACACGCUGCAACUCCUAGAGGGACUUGCGUAUCUCCACGAAAGCGGCAUUGCCCAUCGUGACAUCAAACCGGAAAACAUCCUCCUUGACCACAACGGCAUCAUCAAGUACGUCGAUUUUGGCGCCGCCAAGGUCAUCGCGCGGCAGGGCAAAACACUCAUUCAAGCCAUGGACGAGGCGAAGCCCAACAAGUCCAUGACCGGCACGCCCAUGUACAUGUCUCCCGAGGUCAUCAAGGGUGAAAACCCUGGCCGCGCAGGAGCCGUGGACGUCUGGUCCCUCGGCUGUGUCAUCCUCGAGAUGGCCACCGGCCGGCGCCCCUGGGCCAACCUCGACAACGAGUGGGCCAUCAUGUACAACAUUGCGCAGGGCAACCCCCCUCAGCUGCCUGGCACCGACCAGCUCAGCCCGCAGGGCAUUGAUUUCCUCAAGGGCUGCUUCCUGCAGGAUCCGAAGAAGCGCAUGUCGGCUGUCGAGCUGCUCCAGCACGAGUGGAUAAUGACCAUCCGCAACCAGGUCGUCGAGCCGGCGACACCGAGCGACGGAAGCGUAGCGACGCCCGCGUCCAGCGUUUCGAGGGCCAACACGGGUGACGGCUUCUACUAG